Molecule: messenger RNA, 7697 nt
Organism: Sciurus carolinensis (gray squirrel)
Lineage: Eukaryota; Metazoa; Chordata; Mammalia; Rodentia; Sciuridae
Gene: Col27a1
Product: collagen type XXVII alpha 1 chain
Exons: 61
Coding region: 473-6028 (1851 amino acids)
Molecular function (GO): extracellular matrix structural constituent
Source: RefSeq, a predicted model, not a curated record
GGGAAGGUGGAGAGCUGCCGCGGGCCGAGACUUUAAAUCGCCUUCAUUUCCCCCAAAUCCUUCCUUUUCCUCUCCUCCCCCAGGCCGGCGGGGAGGCAGCUUCCACCGCCCUCCGCGCGCCCUCGCCCGGCCUUGCUCUGCCUCCAGGGACCUCCAGCAGCCCGCCUCCAAAAGUUUGAUCAUCUCUCUCUUUUUCUUGCUUCUUCUUCCUUUUCCGUGGAAGCAGAAAAAGAGCGAGGCAGGGGCGAGCGCUGCGCCCGGACUCCUGGGACCAUGGGCCUGGCGCGGGCGCCCACGGGGCCCCGGCCGAGCUGCCUGCCUGCUGGAGCGCCCUUGGGCGCCGGGCUGCGCUGGGGGCGCGGGGGCCGCGCGCUCUGAGCCGGCCUGGCGCGGCGGGGCGGGGGGCUGGCGGCCCCAUGGGGCGCGCCCACACUUGCCCCCCGGGCUCGGGAGCAUGAAGUAGGGGCCUGCCAUGGGAGCGGGAUCCGCGCGGGGGGCCCAAGGCACAGCAGCGGCGGCGGCACGCGGGGGGGGGUUUCUCUUGGCCUGGAUCUUAGUCUCGUCUGCCUGUCACCUGGCCUCCACCCAAGGAGCUCCUGAAGAUGUGGACGUCCUGCAGCAGCUGGGCCUCAGCUGGACAAAGGCCGGAGGUGGCCGGAGCCCCGUGCCCCCGGGAGUCAUCCCGUUCCAGUCGGGCUUCAUCUUCACGCAGAGGGCGCGGCUGCAGGCCCCCACGGCUGCCCUGGUGCCCGCCGCCCUGGGCCCGGAGCUGGCUCUGGUGCUGAGUCUCUGCUCGCACCGGGUGAACCACGCCUUCCUCUUUGCCAUCCGCGGCCGCAGGCGUGAGCUGCAGCUGGGCCUGCAGUUCCUCCCCGGCAAGACCGUGGUCCACCUGGGGCCCCGGCGCUCCGUGGCCUUCGACCUGGACGUGCACGACGGUCGCUGGCACCACCUGGCCCUCGAGCUCCGUGGCCGCACGGUCACUCUGGUGACGGCCUGCGGGCAGCGCCGGGUGCCUGUCCCGCUGCCGUUCCGCAGGGAUCCCAUGCUCGACCCUCAGGGCACCUUCCUCUUUGGGAAGAUGAGCCCACAUGCUGUCCAGUUCGAAGGUGCCCUCUGCCAGUUCAGCAUCCACCCGGUGACACGGGUCACUCACAAUUACUGCGCCCACCUGAGGAAGCAGUGUGGACAGGCUGAUGUGGACUGGCCCCAGCUGCGGCCCCUCUAUCCCCGAGACUCCAGCCGACCCUUCACCUUCCAGAGUGGCCUGGCCCUGCUAGGCCUGCAGAACUUGACCACUGCCACACCUGCCUUGGGGUCACGGCCAGCAGGCAGGGGGCCCACAGUGACAGUGGCUCCUGCCAGGCCCACCCAGCCCCAACGGACGAGCCCCACAGAUCCUCACCAGCAUGUCCCAGUGGGAGGUCCAGCCCAGACCCCACUGCCACCUGCCAAAGGGUCAGGCAGCAAAGCCCCUCCUGGAUUGUCCCCCGCCCCUUUGGCUGGCUCCACCAGAACUCUUCCUGCAGCUUCCCAACCAUUGCCAGUCCCAGCCACCCAAGUCCCUCAAAGUCUCUCCGCCAAGCCUUCCGUCCUUUCUCCUUCAGUCGCCCCUGAGAAAAGCCCUCAUCCUACCCAGAAAACGGCUCUGCCUUCAUCCACAAAGCCGGCUCCACCCAGCCAGAAGUUGGUGCCACCCACUUCCCGCCCAGCGCCUGUCAGAGUUCCCCAUCCCACCGCGAAGCAGGCCCAGAGGAUCCCGGCCACGCCCCGACCUCCAGCCCCCCGUGCCCGGCCCCCGACUCCCGCCGCCGUCUCUAAAAAGUCGGUUUCCACAGUAGCCCAGGCCGAGGCCCAGCCAGCCAGCCAGGCCGGGAGGCCAGCCUCUGCCCACCCCGCCGCCCACAGACCUCCCCGGCCCACCAGCCCUGGCCCUCCCGGAGCGGCUCGGCCACCAGCCACGACGGUGGCUCCAGUCCUGGGCACUGGAACUCCCAGACCCGCACCCCCUACUCGCACUCCUGGUUCAGUCUCCACCAGAAGCCAGAAACCCACUGGAUCGGAACCCUCCAAGAAAGCCGGAUCCAAGAGCGGGCCCCAGAAGCCCGUCCCCCUCAGACCUGGGAAGGCAGCUGGCGAUGUCCUGUUGAAGGACCCGACCACCAGGGCCAGUCCCAGCCAGUCCCUGCCCGGGGAGCAGACCGGCCCGGCCCUGGUCUCAGCCCCUUCAGGAGUCCUGUCCCCCAGUGCCCCGCCCUCGAGUGGCGGACAUGCCUUCGUCCACCUGGCAGGACCCACACCGCUCCCCCUGCUGAGGGGGCCUCCAGGGCCCAAGGGAGACUGUGGCUUGCCGGGUCCCCCUGGGCUGCCUGGGCUGCCUGGACCUCCUGGCACACGGGGGCCUCGGGGUCCUCCUGGGCCGUAUGGAAACCCAGGCCUGCCCGGCCCUCCUGGAGCCAAAGGACAGAAAGGGGACCCAGGGCUCUCACCAGGAAAGGCCCUCGAUGGGGCAAAGGGCGACAUGGGCUUGCCUGGACUCUCCGGCAAUCCAGGACCCCUCGGAAGAAAGGGAUACAAGGGCCAUCCUGGACCGGCAGGCCACCCCGGAGAGCAGGGGCCGCCAGGACCUGAGGGCAGCCCAGGGGCCAAAGGUUACCCUGGCAGGCAGGGGCUACCUGGGCCUGUAGGAGACCCUGGCCCCAAAGGCAGCCGGGGCUACAUUGGACUCCCGGGGCUCUUCGGCCUGCCCGGGUCCGACGGGGAGCGGGGUCUGCCUGGCGUUCCUGGCAAGAGGGGCAAGAUGGGUAGGCCGGGGUUCCCUGGAGACUUUGGGGAGAGAGGCCCCCCUGGACUCGAUGGAAACCCCGGAGAGCUGGGCCUGCCAGGGCCUCCAGGAGUCCCCGGCCUCAUCGGUGACAUGGGAGCACUGGGUCCGAUCGGCUACCCGGGACCCAAGGGCAUGAAGGGACUGAUGGGCAGCGUGGGGGAGCCCGGACUGAAAGGUGAUAAGGGCGAACAAGGGGUCCCAGGUGUGUCCGGAGAUCCCGGCUUCCAAGGAGACAAGGGCAGCCAGGGGUUGCCAGGGUUCCCGGGUGCACGGGGGAAGCCCGGGCCUCUGGGCAGAGCUGGAGACAAAGGCUCCCUGGGGUUUCCUGGGCCCCCUGGACCCGAGGGCUUCCCCGGAGACAUCGGCCCCCCUGGGGACAACGGCCCGGAAGGCGAGAAGGGAAAGCCUGGAGCUCGAGGCCUGCCGGGACCCCGAGGACAGCUGGGGCCCGAGGGAGAUGAGGGACCCAUGGGGCCACCAGGAACCCCUGGCUUGGAGGGUCAACCUGGCAGGAAGGGAUUUCCUGGGAGGCCCGGCCCCGAUGGUGUGAAGGGGGAACCAGGAGAUCCUGGGCGACCGGGGCCCGUGGGCGAGCAGGGUCUUCUGGGAUUCAUUGGUCUGGUCGGGGAGCCAGGAAUCGUGGGAGAAAAGGGUGACCGUGGCGAGAUGGGACCCCCAGGCGCACCCGGACCCAAGGGGUCGAUGGGUCAUCCUGGAAUGCCAGGUGGUGUUGGGAUCCCCGGAGAGCCUGGACCCCCGGGUCCUCCAGGAUCUCGAGGCCUGCCAGGCAUGAGGGGACCUAAGGGACGCCGGGGCCCCAGAGGACCAGAUGGACCAGCUGGGGAGCCGGGGACCAGGGGCCUGAAGGGCCCUGCCGGACCUCGGGGCAGACCCGGCCAGCCUGGACAGCAGGGCGCGGCUGGCGAGCGAGGUCACUUGGGCCCACGAGGCUUCCUCGGCAUCCCAGGUCCCUCAGGCCCCCCAGGCACCAAGGGCCUCCCAGGAGAACCGGGCCCUCAGGGGCCCCAGGGACCAGUGGGCCCCCUGGGAGAGAUGGGACCCAAGGGGCCACCAGGUGCAGUGGGAGAACCAGGCCUUCCUGGGGAAGCCGGGAUGAAGGGCGACCUUGGACCCCUGGGCACCCCUGGGGAGCAGGGCCUCGUUGGGCAGCGGGGGGAGCCAGGCCUCGAGGGUGACGGUGGCCCCGCAGGGCCCGACGGGCUAAAGGGGGACAGAGGUGACCCAGGGCCCGAUGGUGAGCGUGGUGAGAAAGGCCAGGAAGGGCUGAAGGGCGAGGACGGGCCCCCGGGGCCUCCUGGCGUCACCGGUGUCCGGGGUCCUGAAGGAAAACCAGGGAAGCAAGGCGACAAGGGCCGGACGGGGGCCAAGGGUGCCAAGGGCUACCAAGGACAGCUGGGCGAGAUGGGUGUCCCCGGAGACCCAGGAUCCCCUGGCACCCCAGGUCCUAAAGGCUCCCGGGGCAGCCUGGGCCCAACGGGUGCUCCAGGUCGGAUGGGGGUCCAAGGAGAGCCAGGACUGGCUGGUUAUGAUGGACACAAAGGCAUUGUAGGACCCCUUGGGCCUCCUGGACCCAAAGGUGAAAAGGGUGAGCAGGGUGAGGACGGCAAGGCCGAGGGGCCCCCUGGGCCGCCUGGAGAUCGGGGCCCUGUGGGUGACCGAGGAGACCGUGGUGAGCCUGGGGACCCAGGAUACCCUGGACAGGAGGGUGUUCAAGGCCUCCGUGGAAAGCCCGGCCAGCAGGGCCAACCCGGGCAUCCGGGACCCCGGGGGCGGCCGGGACCCAGAGGAUCAAAAGGCGAAGAGGGCCCGAAGGGAAAGCCGGGCAAGGCCGGGGCCCCAGGUCGCAGGGGGAUCCAGGGGCUGCAGGGGCUGCCGGGGCCUCGGGGCGUGGUGGGAAGACAGGGCCCGGAGGGUGUUGCUGGACCAGAUGGACUUCCUGGCAGGGACGGCCGAGCAGGACCGCAGGGUGAGCAGGGAGAUGACGGGGACCCUGGCCCUGUGGGCCCUGCUGGGAGGAGAGGAAAUCCCGGUGUGGCCGGCUUGCCUGGAGCACAGGGACCCCCGGGAUUCAAGGGUGAAAAUGGGUUACCUGGGCAGCUGGGUCCCCCUGGCAAGCGAGGAACUGAGGGCGGAACGGGGCUUCCUGGGAAGCAGGGGGAGCCAGGAUCCAAAGGCCAGCCGGGUGACACUGGAGAGAUGGGCUUCCCAGGAGUGUCCGGCCUCUUUGGACCCAAGGGCCCCCCGGGAGACAUCGGCUUCAAAGGCAUCCAGGGCCCUCGGGGCCCUCCUGGCUUGAUGGGAAAGGAGGGCAUCAUUGGGCCCCUCGGAAUCCUGGGACCGUCAGGACUCCCGGGUCCGAAGGGCGACAAAGGCAGUCGAGGGGACUGGGGACUACAGGGUCCGAGGGGUCCUCCCGGCCCAAGAGGGCGGCCUGGCCCACCGGGACCUCCAGGGCGCCCUAUCCAGUUUCAACAAGAUGACCUUGGGGCAGCUUUCCAGACGUGGAUGGACACUAAUGGAGCGCUCAGACCAGAGGGCUACAGCUAUCCAGACCGGCUGGUGCUGGACCAGGGAGGGGAGAUCUUCAAAACCUUACACUACCUCAGCAACCUCAUCCAGAGCAUUAAGACACCCCUGGGCACCAAGGAGAACCCCGCCCGGGUCUGCCGGGACCUCAUGGACUGUGAGCAGAAGAUGGCGGAUGGCACCUACUGGGUGGAUCCGAAUCUCGGCUGCUCCUCUGACACCAUUGAAGUCUCCUGCAACUUCACACACGGUGGACAGACGUGUCUGAAGCCCAUCACGGCCUCCAAGGUGGAGUUUGCCGUCAGCCGGGUCCAGAUGAACUUCCUGCACCUGCUGAGCUCCGAGGUGACCCAGCACAUCACCAUCCACUGCCUGAACAUGACCGUGUGGCAGGAGACCUCGGGGCGCACCCCAGCCAAGCAGGCCGUGCGCUUCCGGGCCUGGAACGGGCAGAUCUUUGAAGCUGGGGGCCAGUUCAGGCCGGAGGUGUCCGUGGACGGCUGUAAGGUCCACGACGGCCGCUGGCACCAGACGCUCUUCACCUUCCGGACGCAGGACCCCCAUCAGCUGCCCAUCGUCAGUGUGGACAACCUCCCUCCUGCCUCAUCAGGGAAGCAGUACCGCCUCGAAGUUGGACCCGCGUGCUUCCUCUGACCUCUGGCCUCCUGGCUCCUCUGGCCCCGUGGCAGAGGGAGGAGGCAGAGGCGAGGGGAGGGGAGGGCGCCCAGGGGCAGUGACCCAGGGGAGACAGCCCCUCUGCUCUGCUCGGGGGCCCCUGGAUCUUGUCUGCUCAGUAGCCGGGGAGGCGGGGAGCAGGGCACGGGUGUCCUUGGGAAGAGCCGAUCACCGCUCAGCCCCCAAGACCAACCAAAGAGCCAGCAGAGCAAGCCGAGCCCACGCCCGCCAGCCCCGGGCCGUCUCCAGCUCUGCGGCUGCCGGCUUCCCUCCCCGGCUUCCAGUCCAAAGAGCCCCACGUCAGGCCAACUCGAGGGAAGGGGGCAUCUUGUCAGCUGGCCCCCGCCAGGGAGCUUUUGAUGUGCAAUAUUAGAAAGGAGACAUGAAAAAGGAGAAAAGGAAAGAAAGAAGUAUAUAUAUUAUUAUUAUUAUUUAAACAAACCAAAAGAAGGUGUGUUAACUAUUUUUUCACCUGGGGAAGAGGUGAGAGGGUGAGGAGGAGCAGCCGGGGUGGGGAAGGUGAGAUCCUUGGGCUGGGGUACCCGCCGUUGCUACCUCCACUGUGAAAUCGCCGGUGCUCACAAUCGUCUCUCGUAGUGUAUGUGAUUUUUUUUUUUUUUUUUAAGGAAAAAAAGGAAAAAAAAAAAAAAAACUUAUUUAAGAUUCUGAAGGUGCUACUAUUUUUGCCACAGACUUUGAAGAAACUUUCUGAUGUGGGACGUGGUUCACAUCAUUCUCUCUCCUCCAAAUGACAAAGUUUGGGGAAUUGUUCGAUUUUCCUAGCAUCAUCUUUAUGCUUGUCCGGUCAUCUGCUAAGGAGGAAAAAAGAAGAAAACGAAAAAAGAAAAACCCGACCAGAAACCGGAAGUAGAGCGAUUUCCUUUAACUUAAGGACUUGGAAAUGUCUGUCUUGUACAAAGCGUCUGGCCGGGACCUUCCGUAGUCCUGGAGGGAGGUUGUUGCCCCAGAGAGGCCCUGGGAGCAGCCUUGACCUUGAAGAAACCGGUUCCCAGGGCAGCGUGGCCGGGCUAGCCUUGGAAUGUAAAUACCGAACCAUCUCACACAGCUGGGGAAGUCCCCGGGCUCUCCCUCCCAGGAGCCCGUCCCCGAGUCCAGUCGUCAUCCUUGCUUGUUCAGUGUUAUUAAAUCCUGCAGAAACCCACCGUCAUUAGCUCCAGGCGUCCAUGCAGGCUGGGGAGAAAGGGAUAAUUCUGGGUAUCUUGGCCACCUGCGUGCUGGUGGCACUCACUGUGACCCUAUCAGCAAAUGAGUCAGGGCCUGGAUCGGAGUGUUGAAGUUAUUUUAUCUAUGGAAUUAUUUUUAUAGAAGGGGGAACUUUCUCUGAAGGUCUUUGUGUAUUUCUAAAGUCGUGUCUCUUUGGGAAUUGGGUUUGGUUUGCAUUAUUUAAUACCUCACCCCCGCAUCCCUCGCUGCCCCAGGGAAGGGCAGCUUUGUCACUGCUGGGGCCCCAUCUCAGAGCUCCAUGUCCCCCUGCCGCCAGGCUCCACCGGCCCUGUCUCUAUCUUGGGUUUAUCUGCUGUCCUCGUUUUUUUUUUCUCUGUCCAAAUGUCAGUGCGUUAAAACCCCAGUGGGUUCCACCUCUCCUUUUUCCCUUCUGGAUUUUAAAUAAAUAUUUAAAACUGAGGCA